UGCCUGGCGUUCCCGGAAGUGGCGCUGCGAAGCUUAAUUGGCGGGUCUGUUCGGUGCGCGCGAGGGGGAGCACAACUGGCUCUAUCCAUAAACAGCUCAAUGUCCUUCCAGUGGCUGUUGCUGGUGUCUGCCUUCCUUUUUUAGAUUAUGAGCCCUUCAGGGACAAGGAGCCAUCGUAUGUAUGCACAAGACAGCCAGUUCCUCUCUUUCGGAGUCUGACGGUCUCAACAGAACUUGCGGCAUUGGUCUUCGAAGCCAAAGAGGCUGAUUGAAAGGCUUUAUGCAUGGCCUGCAGUACCUGAAUCCCCGUCUGGCUCCUGCUGCAGCAUGACCUUCCGCUGACCCACUCAGGAAGAACCACGCCUGCCUCAUCAGUUACCCAUGUGCAUCCUCUUCUUUAAGUUUGACCCGCGACCUGUUUCCAAAAAUGCUUACAGGCUUAUCCUAGCAGCGAAUAGAGAUGAGUUUUACCACAGACCCUCAAAAUCAGCAGACUUCUGGGACAGCAGCAAUGAGAUCCUCAGUGGUUUGGAUAUGGAGGAAGGAAAAGAAGGCGGGACGUGGCUUGGGAUCAGCAAGAAAGGCAAAAUGGCAGCCCUGACAAACUACAUGCAGCCAAAGAUCGAUAAAAAUGCAAAAGGGAGAGGUGCCCUGGUGACAAACUUUUUGACCACAGAUCUGGACAGCUACUCUUACUUGAAGAAAGUGGCUUUAGAAGGACACCUUUACAAUGGAUUUAAUUUAAUAGCUGCAGACCUGAACACCACCAAGGGAGAUGUAAUUUGCUAUUACGGAAACAAAGGAGACCCAGAGCCCACGUUCCUAAAUCCCGGGAUGUACGGCUUGAGCAAUUCUUUGCUGGACACGCCGUGGAAGAAGCUCCAAUAUGGCAAGCAGCUCUUCAGUGACGUCGUUGGGGGCAGCCAGGGCCUCGCGAAGGAAGAUCUGGUGCAAGAGCUCAUUAAAGUGAUGAACAACCAAGACCCGCAGUUGCCGGACCCUGCGAUUGAGGAUCAGGGCAAAGACUACAUCCUCCCCAUCCUGAACCAGUACGCAGCCGUCUGUGUCCGUUGCCCGGGUUAUGGAACCAGAACAAAUACAGUCGUUCUCAUUGAUGCAGAAGGACAUGUCACUUUCACUGAGCGCACCAUGCUGGAUGCAGACGUCGACCAAUGGAAAACCAGCACCUAUCAGUUCAAACUGCAGAUGUAACCGCUUUCCAUUUUCAGUGGGGCACAUUCAAGACAGGGAAAUCGGGUUGAACUCUGGGGCUGGGGAGUCGGGGAGGCCUUGGUUCCUUGGGCAACCACCAAAACCUUUUGCACAAAAGCCAGAACAGGAUAUUUGGAACAGGAGAGGAGCGGGCUCUGCUUAAAAACCAACUCUGUUUUGCACCAAGUGUUCAACUUUCAGAAAGGACACACCGUCAGGCUAUGGAAUUGGCACAAAUGUUAACCUGCGAUCAUUAGGGGAUGCGAUUGUCUCUUGAAUAAUCAUGUACUACUCCCCCCACCCCACCCCACCCCACCUUUUGAUUAAACCACCAAAUCCACAGUAAAUAUUUAGAGAAGUAAAAUCAAUGUCAGGGGUGCCCCUGCUAGUCUUGGUUCAGUAGCAUCUGAUUUGCAGGCAACGUUUUAUGCACAAGAGUCCCUCAUCUGCUUCAGCGGUGGGGUGGCCAUGCCCUCCUCUCCACUCGGCAUGCGGGACUGUCCGGGAGAUUGAAGUGAACAAACUAGCCUCUCAUCAUAGGAGCCCUCAGAAAGCAGGAGGACUCUCGGAAGCAGUUGCAGGGGAGUCACUGCAGGAGACAUGGCAUGCUCUCAGCUCUUGCCUGUGGGCUGGCUUCUGGUGGGCCACUGUGAGAAACUAGAGGCUGGACUAGACAGGCCUUGAGACAGUUCCAGCAGGGCUGUUCUUAUGUUCUUGUGAGCUGUGCAUAAACCCCAGGGCUCCAGCGUGAAAGGAGAAAACCAGAAUCAAUUUCGCUCCUUCCUUUUGAACUCCCCCAAGAUCUGUUUGUAGACGUGUGCCUGCUUUCCUGAAGUGUUAUUGCCCUGUGUGGUGGGGUUUAACAACAACAACAACAACAAUCUACCUUGUGGUGGAAAGUGAAUGGUCUUUGGGAUGACUGUCACCAGCAGCAGCGGGUGGCCAGACGCUCGUGGAAGCAAGUAUGGGAAGGGACUUUGCCUCCAAGCAAGGAGGAACAGAACAAAUUGCAGGGUGAGUCUUAAGGUUAGCCGACGUUUUAUGAUUAUGAUGGGAAACAGCGGUGUAGCCCAUGUUAAUAUGUGGCCAUCACACAUGAGGGUACAUCCAUUGGUAAACCCAGUGUAUCCUUCUCUGGGACAUGUAUACACUUGAGAGCUGGUCUUGGGGUAGCCAGGAUGAAUUGUCCCCUUUGCUAAAGAGGGUCUGCCUUGGUUUGUAUUUGGAGGGUGGACUGCAUGUGAGCACUGUAAGAUAUUCCCCCCAGAGGGUGGGGGCCAUAGCUCAAUGGAACAGCAUCUAGCUCUCAGGUUCCCUCCCUGGCAUCUCCAGGUAGGGCUGGGAGAGACUCCUGCCUGAAACCUUGGAGAAGCCGCUGCCAGCCUGGGUAGACAACGCUCAGCUAGAUGGGCCAAUGAUCAGACUCAGUAGGAGGCAGCUUCCUGUGGUUCUAUGUCUGUCAUGGCCACAUGUUUUCUUUGGAAAGCACUAGACCCCCAAACCACAUCCGCUGUUGUACUAUGUGGAUAUGCUCUUGGACAGAAUAGGCAGCCACAGAAUACUGUGUAACAGGGGUUCUCAAACUUGGGUCUAAAGGAUGCUGUCAGCUGCUCUGGACCUUUUGGGAAGAGCAGGAUAUAAAUGUAACAAACAAAUAAAUAAUUGUGACUGGGGAUGAUGGGAGUUGUAAUCCAACGACGUCUUUGGACUCCUGCUGUAUGCCAAGAGAGAGAGAGCUUCAGACUUGCCUUCUGGCAAUUUAGAGUUCUUAAGCUGCAAUCCCAUGCACAUUUGGGAGUAGAUCCCAUGGAACAUGACAUAACUUCCAAGUAAACACACACAGGGUUUCUCUGCUUCUCAUGUGGAGUCUCUUGUCUUUCCAUAACCUUUCGGUGGCAUUGCCCUUGUUUGUAGUAUUGGCACAUACAGAAAGUUUAAAACAAAAAAAUCCCUCUAGAUGCCAUGACUAAAUAUCAGGGAAUGUUGCGAAGAUGUCUUUUAUUUCCCUUUAAUGCUUAGAUUCAAUGAUGUCUGUAGCCUUAUACGCUGGAUAGUAGAUCUGCAAAUGUGACCCCUGACAGGCAAAUGCAUCCAUGAAUAUCGUUUGCUUGUUCAGGAUCACAGGAGUCUUUGAUUCUGGACAGGUUGUUGGGACUUAAGCAUUGCUCUCUGGUUUUGUUCUUUGAGAUGCAGUUGGAAGAUCUGGGCCUUCAAGACACAUAGCCUUGUAGCAAAAUGCAGAGGUGAAGCCCAUUUCCUAAAUGACAGUAUUCACACACACCCUUUUCUCGCUACACAGGGGUUAUCCCGAUGUAAGGGGGAAAGUCGCAUAAAGCAGCCAGGAGAGGUGAUCUUUCUGAAGGCACUUAGAACUUUUCAUUUCGUCUGCAUCUGACAGGCUGCGUGGAAAGCCAUAACAGUCGGUCCUCAUUACUCUGGUGGUGUUUCCAGUUUUGUGCCAUCCAUACUUCAUUGAGCCUUAAACAUUGCUCUGUGUGUAUGUUCAUGCAACUUUAACUUGAAGCUGCCAAUCAAAAAAUAGGAGGACAUAUUGAUACACAUGCAAGGCUGCCAAGGAAGAGAUGCAUUGCAUAGCUAAAGUGUAGACCUUUUGAAAAUGUGUGUUUUUUAAAAAAAGAAUAAAACCUUGAGCAGCCUGAAGAUUAAAGCUUUAAUGCAACUAAAAGGACCACAGGGCUACCCAAGGUACAUAGGAAGCUGCCAUAUACGGAGUCAGACCAUUGGUCUAUCUAGCUCAGUAUUGUCUUCACAGACUGGCAGCAGCUUCUCCAAGGUUGCAGGCAGGAAUCUCUCUCAGCCCUAUCUUGGAGAUGCUGCCAGGGAGGGAACUUGGAACCUAGAUGCUCUUUCUAGAGUGGCUCCAUCCCCUGAAGGGAAUCUCUUCCAGUGCUCACACUUCUAGUCUCCCAUUCAUAUGCAACCAGGGUAGACCCUGCUUAGCUAAGGGGACAAGUCAUGCUGGCUACCACCAGACCAGCUCUCCUCCCAUAGUUCCUUCUCCCAAGGUAAUAAAGCGUCUGGGAUUCUUUACUUUAGGAAGAAAUAUAACCAUGGGGGGACCUGAUGGAGGCUAUAAAAUUAUACAUAAUGUGGAGAAAACAGAAGGUCCCCCCUCCCGCCCCUAUCAUAAUAGAACUCAGCAGUCCGCCAGUGCAACUGAUUCGCAUUAGAUUUGGGACAGGCAAAAUAAAGUCCUUCUUCACACAACAUACCGUGCGUGGUGUUUGCUGCCACUAGAUUAGUGGUCAGGACCACUGUCUUAAACGGCUUUAGAACAGGGGUUCCCAACUUGUGGUUCUCCAGAUGUUGCUGAAUGACAUCUCCCACGAUGAAUUAGGUCUGGGGGUGAUGCGGGUUGUAGCUCAGCAACAUCUGGAGGACCACAUGUGGCUUAGGAGAAGAUAGGUUUGUAAAGAAUGGAUGUAUCAGUGGCAGUUAACUGAGAAGGCUAAAUGGAACCUCCGUGUUCAGAAACGGCAUACUUGGGCUUCCUGAUCGCAUCUGGCUGGGGCGGCCCUUCCAUGAGGCGAGGCGGUCGCUUCAGGCGGCUGAUUAUUGGAGUGCCAGCAAGGUGACCUCCUGCCCUCACUUUUUUAGAAAGGGAAAGGGAGAGGAGGCUGAGCAAAAUGAGGAUAGUGCUUGGCACUCUGCCUCAGGAGCACAGAUGUUUUGAGUCACCCCUGCAGCUGGAUGACCCCCUCUGCAUUAGACUGGCCUUUUUGUCGGAUGCAGUAGGGCUGCUCUUCAGUGUGCCUGCUAACAGUGGUUCCCUGUUGACUACAGUUCCCAGAAUCCCCAGCUGCAAUGGCUUUUGCUUCGGGAUAAUGGGAGUUGUAGUCAACAACAUCUGGGAAUCCCUGUUAGAGGGAACACUGCUGGUCUUAGAUCCCCUGAGAUUACUCACCAUCUCGUUUGGUCUAGGACCGUAAAUAAAACUUGACUUGACUUGACUUACUCACCAUCUUGGCUGAAAUCUAGUUUAGAGGACUUUUAGUCCCUGGUUUCUUGGAUUUUAGAGUCUAUGAUCAGUAAGUACAACAAACAAAAGUAAUACAGUAUAAUUCACCCACCCACCCACCCAAAAAACCCCACCAAAACUUAAUAUGGGAGUUUAAAGUGUGUUUUUAAUUUGACUCAUAUUUCUGUUUUAAAAUCUACCUCUCAUGUCUGAGAAAGGGAAACCCAAACAUGGCGGAGGGGUGUGUGUGUCAUGCUGUGGGGUUUUUUUUGGGGGGAAGGGGUUGUGGGGCUGUUGUUGGUCAAAAAAUUCAUACAAAAUGUGUUCCUAGCACAGCUAUGCCAUAAGAACGAGCAAAAUGGUGGAUUAGGGGCGACGUUUGACAUCGCACUUGAUUCUGAACUGGCUAGGCGGAUGGUCAACCCCUCCUGUAUUCUACCAAAGACAACCGCAGGGCUCUGUGGUCGCCAGGACUCAACACCGACUCGACGGCACAACUUUACCUUUGAUGCAGAAGGGGCAAUAGUGCAAUUGGAGAGUGUCUCCUUUGCGUGCAGAAAGUUCCCGAUUCAGUCCCUGGUAUUUCAAGAUAGGGCUGGGGGAGACCCCCACCUGAACACCUGCAGUGUGGCCUGGACUGGCCGUGACUCUGCUGCCAGUCAGUGUAGACAAUUCCACUCUGGAUGGACCAAUGGCCUGACUCAGUAUAAGGCAGCUUCCAGUGUUCAGAGAAAGCAGUCAGGGGUUCGGUACAGGGAUAACUUGUUCAGGAUUGAGCAGAUGAGUUUACUGAAUAUGUGGACAGUAUUCCUGGAACGUAUUCAGUAUUCCUGGUCCUGGAACGUUGUAAGAUGUGCAUUUGAUACUUAUGACUCUCUCCCAACCUCCAUCUUGAGGAUGUUUUCUGGCCACUUCCCUACCAAAAGCUUCCAGCCAACCAAGUUGAAACAAAAAACAUGUUGUCUAAAGCGGUGGUGAGAAUAAGGAAGCUCUACCUUUGAUAACACUGAGAUACAAAACUCCCAGUCUGCCUGGUGUAUCCCAUUCCUAGACUUGUACCACUUCAAAGCACAGAUGUGGGAGUGGAAGUUCAGAUGCUGCCCUCACACAUCCCUUGCAAAACUAGCAGAUCAGUGAGACUUGUGCUCACCGACAUAUUAGUUUGUAACCUGCAGGAAGAAGGGAUGUUACCAAUUUUACCUCUUGCCAAAAUCCAUGACGGAAUGCAUUGUUCUGGAUCCCUCCCACUCCCCAGUGGAUAAGAUGUCCACAGAGUCUAUGCAUUCCAAAUAUUGGUGUAAAAAUACAUAUUUAAAGGUAGACUCUGCGACAUACCACACCAGCUAUUUAGGUGGGGACUAUAUGAAAAUACUUGAAAAAUAUGUAUUUAAAUUUUUAAUAUUAUUAUUAUUAUUAAUUUUUUGGUGAUGGGGGAGAAAUCCAGGGAUGUUUUGCAGAAGAGAGCAGAAUGGAAAUAAAGAACGGAAAGCCUGUUCUUGCUCAGGACAGAAAUCCAAGGAAAGUUCAGGCAGAACAGAAACCCAUGUUCAUCCCUAGCAGGGCAUUUUGAUGUGAGGAACAAUUGAAACUUCCAAUCUCCCACCUCCAGCCUGAAGUGGCAUAGUCAGAACCCACACAUUGGGUCUAAUGAAUUGUGUUAGUUUUGGUUUUAAAUGCAAAUUGUAAUUCCUUUUAGUGCACUGAAAAUGCAAAUGAGAUAUGGCACAAGGCAGAAUUUGUGGGGAAACGGGUUUUUUAAAAUUUUUGCAAUGUAUUUAGAAACGGAGACAGUCAUGACGAUGAAGCAUGCGCUUGGCUGGUGUGACUUUUAGCUGUUCUGCCCAAGUAAAAAGCCAUGCGCCGUGUGUGUUGGAAUGAUUGCGUUGCUUGGCCUUCUGAAAUAGAAGGGAUUUUAAAUAUCAUUUCCAUGUUCUUUUAAAAUUUGUUUUAUAUAUUUUGUCACUUGUACUCAAAACGAAGCCAAUAAACUGUUUGAACUGUA
Messenger RNA from Hemicordylus capensis (graceful crag lizard), 7193 nucleotides. It is a transcript of the gene TANGO2, whose product is annotated as transport and golgi organization 2 homolog. The record is from RefSeq and is a predicted model, not a curated record. The transcript has 11 exons. Gene Ontology annotation, biological process: Golgi organization; protein secretion. Gene Ontology annotation, cellular component: Golgi apparatus. NCBI's taxonomy places the organism in Eukaryota, Metazoa, Chordata, Lepidosauria, Squamata, Cordylidae. Bases 382 to 1212 code for a protein of 276 amino acids.